Messenger RNA from Alexandromys fortis (reed vole), 5133 nucleotides. It is a transcript of the gene Ino80d, whose product is annotated as INO80 complex subunit D. The coding region runs from base 467 to 3541 and encodes 1024 amino acids. Gene Ontology annotation, cellular component: nucleus. The transcript has 13 exons. Lineage: Eukaryota; Metazoa; Chordata; Mammalia; Rodentia; Cricetidae. The record is from RefSeq and is a predicted model, not a curated record.
GCGGGCUGCAUCCUGCGCCGGCCCCAGGCUCUCCCGCGGGGCGGAAGGCCGGGCGGCGGGGACCCGGGCGGCAGAGUGUGCGGCCGCCCCCGGCCCCGAGCGUCGCGCAGGCGGACGGACGGGCCCGGGAUCCCGAUGAGAAAAUUGACCGGAUUUGAGCCCCAUCCCUGGUCCUUCCAGAGGCAAUGAGUGAUUUCUCUGCUGCAUAAACUGCUCUUAACCUUUCUCCUAAGUCAGAUGUUAGAUGCCCUGGAACUGGAGUUACAGACAGUUGCAAGCUGCCAUGUCGGUGCUGGGAAUUGAACCUGGGUCCUCUAGGAAAACAGCCAGUGCUCUUAACUGCUGGGCCAUCUCUCGAGCCAUUUAAAUUUAUUUCUAGAAGAUGAAGUAAAAGAAGACCCUGAAGUCUGAGUAGAGACUGGUUUGGCCGUGGCUGCACCUGGAUAAACAAUCUGCUUCCUUUUGAAUGAGAGCACUCCAAACUGUGGUCCCCUGGGCUCUCUUCAUAUUGCUGUGGUGCAGAAGAUUUAAAAUCAGCCCCAAACUGUGCAAGCAGCGGCGACUCAACGGUUACGCUUUCUGUAUCAGACACGUUCUGGAAGACAAGACCGCCCCCUUCAAGCAAUGUGAAUAUGUGGCCAAGUAUAACAGCCAGCGCUGUACCAACCCCAUUCCCAAAUCAGAGGAUCGUAGGUACUGCAACAGCCACUUGCAGGUACUUGGCUUUAUCCCGAAAAAAGAGCGGAAGAAAAAGAAUGAUCCGGUAGAUGAGGUGAAGGUCAGGCACCAGAUGGAUGCCAUGGCGUUUAGCCUGACAGUGCCUACGCUGGCCUUGAAGAUGCCCAAUGGACUGGAUAGCAUGUCCCUCUCUCCACCUGGGUCAAGAGUCCCUCUCCACUACCUGGAAACGGAGCUCGAAGAUCCCUUUGCUUUCAAUGAGGAAGACGAUGACCUAAAGAAAGGGGUGGCCGUGAGAAAGAAGUUGCAGAGCAAGUUGGCUCAGAACCGGCAGCGCCAGAGAGAGACAGAGAUUUUGAAAGUUCAUCAAGAGCACUUUAGCACCCCUCCUGCACCUCCACAGCAGCACGCCCACUUGUCACCUCUCUCCACUUCUGUAACGCCUCCAGCGCCACCGCAGGGUUCAGUCUGCAAGUCACCUCAGCCUCAGAACACCAGCCUACCAAUGCAGGGAGUGGCCCCCACCACACACUCUAUAGCACAAACAAGGCAGGCCUCUAACAAGAGGCCUCUGUCCCUCCUUCCAUCCAGUCGGGCUCCCAUCUCAGAUGUCCCCAGGACUGACCGAAUCCUCAUGAAAGCCACCGCCUUCUCUCCACACUUGUCCUGUAUAAGCCGACUGCAGAGACUGGUGAAACUGUGCACCCAAAAGCAUCAGCUGGACGCAGACCUGUUCCCUCACCUAGGGUUGGACUGGUCUGAGGAGAGCGGAGAAGAGCCGGAGGACUCCGAUCAGGCCUCACCGUACCAGGUCGCAUGGUCCAUCCGAGAAACACUCAGAUAUGAAAGACACACGUCGGAUGCCGAUGACGGGGAGAGCAGGAGCUCCAGGGUGACCCAACUUUGCACUUAUUUUCAGCAGAAAUACAAGCACCUCUGCCGCCUGGAGCGGGCAGAGUCUCGACAAAAGAAAUGCCGGCACACUUUGAGAAAAGCGCUGCUGCAGGCAGCCAGCAAAGAGCCCGAGUGCACUGGCCAGUUGAUCCAAGAACUGCGGAGAGCUGCCUGCGGUCGAGCCAGCUGCAGCCAGACCAAGUUGAAGGAGGUGGAGCCAGCAGCAUGCAGUGGAACAGUGAAGGGUGAACAGUGCUCCAACAAGGCCCUUCCCUUCACCAGACAUUGUUUCCAGCACAUCCUCUUGAACCGCUCCCAGCAGCUCUUCUCCAGCUGCACGGCCAGGUUUGCGGACGGACAGCAGUGCUCUGUGCCGGUGUUCGACAUCACUCACCAGACGCCCCUGUGCGAAGAACAUGCCAAAAAGAUGGAUAACUUCUUGAGAGGAGAUAACUCCCGUAAAGUUCAGCACCAGCAACCGAGGAAACCUAGGAAAAAAACGAAGCCCCCUGCACUUACCAAAAAACACAAGAAGAAGAGAAGGCGUGGACCUCGUCGACCCCAGAAACCAAUUCCCCCUGCAGUGCCCCAAGGGAACCUCAGCAUGCCCACCAGCGUCUCACUGCCAGUGGAGGCCUCGCAGAUCCGUAGUCCUUCCACGCCAGAGCUGAGUGCCGACGAGCUGCCGGAUGACAUUGCCAACGAGAUGAGUGACAUUCCGCAUGACUUAGAAUUGAGCCAUGAAGACUUCGCGGAUGUCCUGCCACGGUUGCCUGAUGACUUACAAGAUUUUGAUUUUUUUGAAGGAAAGAAUGGAGACCUCCUCCCGACCACCGAAGAAGCUGAGGAACUUGAGCGGGCCUUGCAAGCUGUAACUUCUCUCGAGUGCCUGAGUACAAUUGGGGUACUUACCCAGUCAGACGGUGUGCCAGUUCAGGUGUUGUCAGAUAGAGGAAUGGGGGUGUUCUCCGCGGGUACUGAUGCUUCGGGAAUCCAGUCCUUGAGUCGAGAAGUGAACACGGACCUAGGGGAGCUGCUGAAUGGACGCAUGGUCCACGACAGCUUCUCUAGUCUGGAGCUGGACGAGAACCUCCUCCGUUCCGCUAGCCUGUCUAACCCACCCACACCCCUUGCAGGGCAGAUCCAGGGGCAGUUCUCUGCCCCAGCCAGCGUUGGCCUUACUUCUGCCACUCUGCUCAGCCAGAGUGCACUUGGGGAGAGAGCCUUCCCAGGACGGUUUCAUGGACUUCAUGAUGGCAGCCAUGCCUCCCAGAGGCCACACCCUGCCCAGCUGCUGAGCAAGGCAGAUGACCUAAUCACCUCACGACAGCAAUACAGCAGUGAUCAUUCACACUCCUCACCCCAUGGAAGCCAUUAUGAUAGCGAGCACGUGCCGUCGCCCUACAGUGACCACAUCACCUCCCCCCACACAUCUUACUCUGGUGAUAAUAUGGCAGCUACCUUUUCAGCAGAGAUGCCCAUCAUGGCACAGCACUUGCUCCCCACCCAACUUGAGGUGCCACUUGGAGGAGUGGUCAACCCCAGAACUCACUGGGGGAGUCUCCCCGUCAACCUUGGCGAUCCCUCUGCAUUUAGCAACCUCCUUGGCGCGGAUGGACACCUUCUUUCCACCUCCCUCUCCACGCCACCCACCACGUCCAACUCAGAGACCACACAGCCUGCCUUCGCCACCGUUACCCCGAGCAGUUCCAGUGUGCUUCCGGGGUUACCACAGACCAGCUUUAGUGGCAUGGGGCCUUCCGCUGAACUAAUGGCCUCCACCUCUCCCAAGCAGCAGCUCCCGCAGUUCAGUGCAGCCUUCGGCCACCAGCUGAGUUCUCACAGUGGCAUUCCUAAGGACCUGCAGCCCAGCCACAGCUCCAUAGCCCCUCCCACAGGCUUCACUGUAACAGGUGCCACGGCUACAAGUACCAGUAAUGCAUCUCCCCCUUUCCCCACCCCUAACUGAGUGAGCGAGUCUGCUUUCAGGCAGGUGGGACCUGGUGUUUUCUAUCUUUGUUUCCUCUUUUGCACCCUCCUCUUUUCCUACAGAAGAUCUAGAAUCAAGAGUGGGGAUUAGCAGGACCCCUUCCCAAUCAGCAAGCGGCCGCGCGGCGACCUGUGUCAGUGUUCACGUGUGCUCCUCAGCACUGGUGCUCCCCCUCCUGGCGGGUCCUCUCGGCCUGGUGGUUCCUCUGGUGGCGCAGCACAGUGACCGGAUAGGGUUGCAGUGGAAGAUACCUCAGAUUACCAGUGCCCUUUACUGUUUGCUCCUGUUGAGAUCAGUGCGUUCCCUCUCCAGCCAGGUUUUUCAGAGGUUGGUGUGGACGGAGUGUUCUGUUGAGAGCCUGUGGAGCAGGUGGUGUGCGGGGGGGGGGGGGCAAAUCAGAACUCUGACUCAGCCCCGGCUGCCAAACGCCACAGUGAGGCCUGGGUGCCAUUCCUAAUUGUGAUGUGGUUAACUGAAAAGAACAUUGUCUCUUGACUGCCUGUGAAUGUGUGUUCACCCGUAUAUGUUUCGUGCAGUGCAGGAAGUAGCUAACAUGGGUUUUUUGUUGUUGUUGUUUUGGGGUUUUUUUUUUGUCUUUUUCUCUCAAAUAAGCUUUCGGCUCUUUUUUCCCUCCUUCCUUCUCAUACCUAGCAUCGUUUCUGACUGAGUUGACUAAAGCAUCUGAAUAGGAGGGGUGGUAUGGUGGUGGUGACACGGCCCUUUGUCUCUAAUGAUCAGCCUAUGAAGAGAGGAGCCACGAAAGGCUGAGUUCGCGUCAGUGACAGGGAGUGUCGUGACAACCACCCCGCGUGGCUCAGGCUGCUCAGGUCUUUGCCUUUUCCGUGUGUGUUUGUUUCAAAAUCCCUCGCUCAUGGAACACAUUUGCAAGCUGUAAUUAAAAAAUGUUUUGAUGUGGACAAGCAGGCUUGACCAGAUAAACUUGAAAGGCGACAUCUGUGCCCUGCCUGGCCUGUCAUCCGCUCCUAGUUUUUACAUGUUUACAGUUGUGAUUCUUUGGUGAGAUUUGUGAACUGUUGAGGACACAUGUAGAGUCCGUGUACCAGUUGUGAAGUGAUGUGUAAUAUUGGAAGGACACACAUUUUAAAAUUUCUUUCAAAGCAGAAUAUGGAAAUUAGACAUAAAUUUGACUUACCUUAGGUACUUUUUUAAAAUAAUUUAAAUACUUAAGGUGAAGUAAAUUUGGAAAUCUUUUAAAGUAUCAAGGUUUUAGGGUGAACAUCUUGUUGAUUAGUGUGGCAAGUUGGUGACUAUGGAGUGAUGUGUGGGGUUUCUUCUUGCUUGCCUUCCCCUGCAGAGAAGGGUGGACCUUCACUUUCUGAUCUGUUUGCUGAGGUUUCACUGUCCCUUUGAAUACCACUGGGUAUUCACACCUGAGUUCAAUUUAAUCUACAUCUGUAUAUUUCUAAAAAUAAGACAACAUAUCUGUUAAUGAUGUGGUACAGUAAUUCUUUUGUCAGGGACUGUUUGACCCUAAUCCCGUCCUUCCUGACAAGUGAAGGCUAGGACACCCUUCCUCCUGUGUGCUUUCUUCACGCUCUGCUAUUCCGAGC